AUGUCUGCCAUGAUAUUUGGUGAGAACCUGUGUCUCGUAGGUCGCCAAAGGGGGUUGCAGGCACGAAAGAGGUUUUUGGAGAUUGUUGAGGCGAAAUGUGGACAAGAAUCAACGCAUUUCUGUAUACUCUCUGUCCGUUCCUGGUGCGCUUUCCAGGACUUGCCUUCGUACUCGACCGGCUCACGAUGCAAUCCUAAAAACCUUUCACAAGUUCGCUGUCGUUUGCUGGAGUCGCCUCUCCCAGAGCAGAUCACGAAGACGGAUCGGCACCAUCACGGUUGGUAUUUGCGGCCAAGAUUGGUGGCCCGCAUCAAUCCAGUUAUUGAUCCUACUACGCCACUCCUCGUCAGCGUCCUAUUCAUCGUGACGUUCCUCACGCGUUCCAUGCAGCCCUUUGUCGGUAAUGCCACCCCCCCCAAUCCCGGUGUACCCGAAGCCCGCGGGACCUCCGGACCCACCAUCAUCAAGACCCGCAUCAGGACCCAUUGCAUCUCCAUCAAAUUCCAAUUCGGCAAAGGCAGUUUUUCCGGAUCAUGGGUCGAACAGCUCGAUGACAUCACCGGAACGGAUGAUGUGUCCAUCCCUGCCGUUGCAGAUCUUGAUAUCUUCCAACCUGAGCUCCUCGUCAACAAGUACAUCUCCAAUGAGUCUAUUGCCAAUGAGCGAGAAAUCCGUGAUAUCAGUCAUGUUGGUGCUUGGGGUUGUACGUGGAGGAAGCCAGUGAAAUUUCAGUUUCAGCGAUUUACCGUACGAAGAGGCUUCGAUUGUCACAAUGUCUGGGUCAACUAA
This is a messenger RNA of Paracoccidioides brasiliensis Pb18, 789 nucleotides long. RefSeq lists its product as uncharacterized. The record is from RefSeq and is a predicted model, not a curated record. The transcript is spliced from 3 exons. Bases 1 to 789 code for a protein of 262 amino acids.